AUCAAUCAUUUUGAGCUAAGCAGACAGUGGAUCCUCGCCGGAGAGAAAAUCAGAUUUUAGAUGGAGAGGAGGGCAGAGGACAAUGAAGAAACCGGCGAGCCUUCCGGUGAAGCCAUAAGAUCUCGGCUCAGUAACAGAGCCGACCCUUUCCUUGUUGUUUGCAGGUGUUUCAGCUUCGUCACUUCUCUCGUCGCUAUUCUCUGCGUUGUUGUUAAUGUUCUCGCUGCUAUUCGCUCCUUCCGCGACAGCCACGAUAUAUUCGAUGGAAUAUUCCGGUGUUAUGCUGUGUUGAUCGCUUGUUUUGUGGUUCUAGCCGAGACAGAGUGGGGAUUCAUUUUGAAAUUCUCCAAGGUUCUUGAGUACUGGGCUGGGAGAGGAAUGCUUCAGAUUUUUGUGGCUGUGAUGACAAGAGCUUUCCCUGACUAUAUGACUCAAAGGAAGGAUCUCCUGCUUCUUCAGAACAUUGCUAGCUACAUGCUCCUCGCUUGUGGUCUUAUCUAUUUCAUUUCAGGAAUUUUAUGCAUCGGCUUUCUGAAACGUGCUCGACAGAAGAAGGAAAUCUCAAAAGAACAAGCUGUUAAGGAUCUUGAGGAGAUAGACCGACGCAGGGAAGAACUAGAACAGUUGCUCCUGGAGCAUCGGAGUAGAGACGAUGUGUGAAUGUGAUCACAAGUACAUUGAACAGACGAGAUCAGUUUGUUUUUGUAUUAAAAGGAUUGUGUAAGCUCUCUGUUUUCAUCCUUUCCACUUUGUUUGCUGCUAUUGACACGCUAA
Brassica rapa (field mustard) is the source of this 774-nucleotide messenger RNA. RefSeq lists its product as uncharacterized. Lineage: Eukaryota; Viridiplantae; Streptophyta; Magnoliopsida; Brassicales; Brassicaceae. The record is from RefSeq and is a predicted model, not a curated record.